CCGGGCGAGAGCCCGGCCAGCGCGGCGCUCAUGUUCGCGGCCGGCGUGCUGGGCAACCUUACGGCGCUGGGGCUGCUGCUUCGGGCGCGGGCUCGCCGUCGGGCUCGCCGGGAGCGCCUGGCGCCCUUCCACGUGCUGGUGAUGGCGCUGGUGCUGACGGACCUGCUGGGCACGUGCCUGCUGAGCCCGGUAGUGCUGGCGGCCUACGGGCGCCGGCGGACGCUGCGCGGGUUGUCCGACGGCGGCGGAGUGUGCCUCUACUUCGCCUUCGCCAUGAGCUUCUUCAGCCUGGCCACUAUGGGAUGCUUGGGCGCCAUGGCGCUGGAGCGCAGCCUGGCCAUCGGCGCGCCCUACCUGUACGAGCGCCUGCUGAGCGCCCGCCCCGUCGCGCCGCUCCUGCUGGCCGCCCUGCCGGCCCUCUACGCGCUGGCCGCCGCCUUCUGCGCCCUGCCGCUGCUCGGCUUCGGCCGCUACGUCCAGUACUGCCCGGGCACCUGGUGCUUCAUCCAGAUGCACUUCCCGCGGACCGGCGGCGCGGCUGAGCUGUCGUCGGGGGGCGCCUUCUCGCUCCUCUACGCCUCGCUGUUGCUGCUGCUCAUCCUGGCCGUGCUGCUCUGCAACCUCAGCGUCAUCGUCAACCUGCUCCGCAUGCAGCGGAGGGGAAAACCCACCCGACGGGCGACCGCAGCUGCCGCCGCCGCCACUUCGUCGUCGUCCUCCUCUUCCUCCCAGCUCCGCCAGACCGAGUCCUCCGACGGCCAGGCGCCCAGCCCCAGGUGCGCGGCCAGGAAGCAGCUGUCCAUGUUCGAGGAGCUGGACCACCUCAUCCUCCUCGCCAUCAUCACCAUCACUUUCGCUGUGUGCUCUCUGCCUUUCACGGUCCGUGCCUUUAUGAACCAUUUUGACCCGAGCGUAGAUUACAAGGAGGACCUUCAGGCAAUGAGGUUCCUGUCCUUCAAUUCCAUCAUUGACCCCUGGGUGUUUGCCAUCCUCCGGCCCCCCAUCCUGAGGGUGAUACGCUCUGUGCUCUGCUGCCGGAUGCCCCUAAAACCACAAACUACGGACAGGAAGAGGCCUCCCUUUGCCAAACCAAAGCCCAUCGAACAGGCUGACAUUUGCAGGCAGUGAAUGGGUCUCCUGCUUUUGGAGAAGAAGUUUGAAAGUCCAUCUCUGGACAGUUCCUCAGGGUAGUUCCAGGAGAAUGACUGGAAUUUUCCAUUCCCAUGUUGGCAUGCCCGCCGGACAUCGAAGUGUGCUCUGUCCUGCAUUUCCCUAGGGUGAUUGUCCGAAAUGACUCCAUCCUAGAACUGUAGAGUUUGAAGGGACUCUUAGGAAUCCUAGUCUAGUCCGAUGUUCUGCCAAGCGGGAAUCACAGCUAAAGACUUCCUGACACAGGUAGGCAUCCUUGCUGGUCUGCCGUAGUCGAAACAAAAUAAAAAAAAUGGACACAAAUCUGACAUCAGGAAUCACAAGACAGAGAAGCCAGUAGAAGAACAUUUCAAUCUCCCAGGACAUUCAAGACAAGAUCUCAAAGUAGCUGUAAUAUUACAGAAGAAUUUCAGAAAUAGACUGGAAAGAGAAGUUGCUGAAUUACAACUUAUUACCAAACUUAAAACCAUGGAGAGACCCAGUCUGAACAGAGACAUUGGAUUCUUAUCUCAUUAUACAUGAUAAAGCUAUUUUUAGCUAUCUCACCCCCUUGCUUUUUCCUGUAAGACCAAUUGCCGUCGUUAACAGUCAUCAACGGGUUUCCACACCUAUCGGCCAAUCACCCAUUCCCACCACCCUUUUGAGUAAUACCCCUCCCCACCCUCUGACUAUACAUAAGGGUCUGGUGACUUCUGUUUCAGUGUAUCUGAAGAAGUGUGCAUGCACACGAAAGCUCAUACCUAUGACAAACUUGGUUGGUCUCUAAGGUGCUACUGGAAGGAAUUUUUUUCUUUUGUUUCGACUUCCUGACAGAUGGCCAUCUAUCCUAACUGUUCACCAGGAAAUACUCGGGUGGCAACAUUGGAGACAGAUCAGAUUGGAGACAACAUCGGAUCAUUGUUCCAUCUGGCUCAUUAAUGUCUAUGCUUCCUGGAAUCUUCUCUUCCGGAUUUCAGGCAGGGGUCUUUUCCAGCCUCACCUGGAGAUGCCUAGGAUUGAAUUUGGGGCAUUUUGCAUGCAAAGCAGGUGAUCUUAGGCUUAGAUGGGUCAACCUUACGUUGCACUGAGAGAGAGGGAGAAUUAUCUCCCCGAGGAACCAUUAUUUGUUUGCAAAACACUCUGUAGCCAAAGGUGUCGUCUUGGCGUGUUUUUUCUCUCCGACGAAGCCAAUGCAAAGAACAUGAUGCACACUUUAUCAAUGGCUGUUGAAUGCAAUUGGAUAUAUUAUCUUUGAAGCCCACUGUGUCAAGGGGUUUUCUCCCUCCUGUUUGCUUUGACUUCAGAUGCUAUACAUCAGUAGAACUGUAUUUGGUCAUUGGUCAAUGUGGUAAAAUCCGUAUUAGCUUGCGUUAUCUUAUAUGAACCAUUAGUUUUGUCGUCUGCGCACUGAAAUCAACACCUUCAAAUCCAGAAGGAAGAUGCUCUUACCUGAAGCAGGUAGAGGCAUAAUUUACUAGUGCAAACUAUGCACAAAAUGGCCAGUAAGUGUGCAAAGCAGAGAGGAGGCAGAAUGUGGAGACGUUCGCUUCUGAGAGGCUGGGUCUCUAAAUAGCAGAAGAACAAUAAUAGCUCGGCUGGGUCAGGCCCCUGGCCAUCUGGUCCAGUAUAUGGUCCUCACAGUGACCACCCAAAUGCAUGUGAGGCACUCAAAAGCAGGAUCCAAGCUCAAGAGCCCUCUCUCCUCCUGCGGUUUCCAGCAGCUGAGAUCCAGAAGCACCGUGGAGGCAGGGCAUAGCUAGUAGCUGCUGAUAGCCCUCUCCUCCAAGAAUUUUAUUUAUUUUUACUAUUAUUUAUUAAAUUUGUAUGCUGCCCUUCAUCCACAUAUCUCGGGGCAGUUCACAGCAUAGAACUACAAGAUAAAAACACAAAAUACAUUCAGCCUCAUUGGACGUCCUUAAGUUCUAGUGUAAUGAGAUAGGGAAGUUUUCUCGGUCUAAUUUCUCCUUGCCAUGCAUCAUUUUGUAAACGUCUUUCAUGUCACCUAUCACUCACCUUUUCGCUCAGUUGAGAGUCCCAACUGCUGCAACCUUUCUUCAUAAGGGGGACAGUUUCUGUUUAUUACGCAUGAUAGCAAAUGGAGCCUCCAUGUGCAUGGGCAGUUUAUCUUUGAAUACAAGAUGUGGAGACAAACAACGUCGGUGUUCGUAGGGCUUACGAUGCUAAGCCAAGGAAGUUCACAGCAGCCCCAUCUUACCCUGGUUAGCAUUCAACACUAAACCAUGGCCUAUUCAACCAUGGCUUAUUAAACCAUGUCUUAAUACAGGUUUGGGGAACCUUUGGCCUUCCAGAUGCUGCUGAACUACAACUCCCAUCAGCCCCAGCAUGCCAGGGGUGAUGGGAGCUGUUGUUCUGGAAGGCCAAAUGUUCCUCACACCUGGUUUAGUGGUUUAAUAAACUUUACAGGUGGUGUUAUCUGCCCAGCAACUUAACUAUGGUUUGUUUAUUGCCAACAAACUCUGCUCUGAAGCCAUGGUUUGUCGUUGGCUGUCAGACAACUUGUUUUAGCUUGCUGCUUAUUGAACUAACUGUGGUUUAAGCAAACCAUGGUUUAGUGUUACGUGUAAAUCAGGACAUUAUUCAGGAGGGCGCCCAACAGGCUGCUGAAAUGCAGAUGGGCGGAAUCACAGAAUUAUAGGGGUGGAAGGGACACAAAGGGCCAUCUAGUCUAACCCCUGGCAAUGCUCAUGCUGUGAGGGGAUGAGAACUUUUCAGUUCAUUAACCUCCUUGAGAAUCGAAGCUGUUGUUUUAACAUGAUACUGCAUAUUGUUUUUAUAACCUGUAUUGCUGUAACACCACUCUGGGGACUUUUAACGGCAAAGGGGAGUGUAAGAAACCUUAUCAUUGAAAUAAAUUUGAAAGGAUGCCACGGUUUGUUCCUUUUGAGAUUCUGUUUCAGAAAUAUUUAAGUAAGAGGUGCAAAAUAAUAACUUUGUUUCCUCUUUGGUCUUUUGUGUUUUUGCUCUUCCUCGUGUCCCCUCCAUAUUUCUCUGCUCCUCCCUGUGGCUUUUCGGAAGAUAAAAAUAGUGCUGCCCUGAGAUCUAAAAAACUUUUCUUCCUCUGAGAAAGGGGCCGCCUGCCUCACUCGCAUGGCAACUUGAGAAUUCAUUUGGGGGUCUGGAGUUUACUCCUCGAAGAAAUAUUUCCCCCCUGGGCGAAUUGGGAGG
Molecule: messenger RNA, 4314 nt
Organism: Zootoca vivipara (common lizard)
Lineage: Eukaryota; Metazoa; Chordata; Lepidosauria; Squamata; Lacertidae
Product: prostaglandin E2 receptor EP2 subtype
Biological process (GO): positive regulation of cytosolic calcium ion concentration; adenylate cyclase-activating G protein-coupled receptor signaling pathway; cellular response to prostaglandin E stimulus
Cellular component (GO): plasma membrane
Molecular function (GO): prostaglandin E receptor activity
Source: RefSeq, a predicted model, not a curated record